CUCCUUCAGACUCCCCGUGGAUCAGCACGUCAGGAUCCUGCAAGAACAGAUGCUUUGAAUUGGACGAGGCUGAACCUCCCAACUGCCGCUGUGACAACUUAUGUAAAACCUAUAACAGCUGCUGCCAGGAUUUUGAUGAGCACUGCUUGAGAACAGAGGGAGGUUUUGGGUGCAGUAAGGAGCGCUGUGGAGAGACCAGGAAGGACCAGCAUGCCUGUCACUGUUCUGAGGACUGUCUGGCCAAAGGAGACUGCUGUACCAACUACAAAACACUCUGUAAAGGGGACACUACUUGGUUGCAGGAUGUUUGUGAAGACAUUAGAACCCAUGAAUGUCCGGCUGGGUUUGUCCGUCCCCCUCUCAUCAUGGUGUCAGUGGAUGGGUUCAGAGCCUCCUACAUGAAGAGAGGAAGCACAGUGAUCCCCAACAUCGAGAAACUCAGAGCCUGUGGUACCCAUGCUCCUUACAUGAGACCCGUGUACCCCACGAAAACGUUCCCCAAUCUCUAUACUCUUGCAACGGGCCUGUACCCUGAGUCCCAUGGCAUCGUUGGCAACUCCAUGCAUGACCCUGUGUUUGAUGCCAACUUUAACCUGCGGGGUCGAGAGAAGCUGAAUCACCGUUGGUGGGGAGGUCAGCCGAUCUGGAUUACAGCAGUGAAGCAAGGGGUGAAAGCUGGCACUUUCUUCUGGCCUGUGUCCAUCCCGUUGGAGAGGAGAGUCCUGACCAUGCUACAAUGGCUUCAUCUGCCAGACGGAGAGAGGUCGUAUGUUUACGCCAUGCACUCCGAGCAGCCGGACACGUUUGGCCACAAGCUGGGGCCCAUGAGCACUGAGCUGAACAACCCUCUGAAGGAGAUUGAUAAGAUAAUUGGUCAGCUGAUGGACGGCCUGAAACAGAUGAAACUCCACCGAUGUGUCAACAUCAUCAUGGUGGGAGAUCACGGUAUGGAGGAGGCUCACUGUGACAGGACAGAGUUCCUCAGCUCAUACAUGCCGUCCACUGUUGAUGACAUCAUCCUGAUCCCGGGCUCCCUGGGCAGGAUCCGCUCCAGGUACCCCAACAACCCCAAAUAUGAUGCCAAAUCUGUUAUUGCAAAUCUUACAUGUAAAAAGACAGAGCAGCACUUCAAGCCCUAUCUGAAGCAGCAUCUCCCCAAGCGCCUUCACUACGCCAACAACAGGAGAAUAGAGGACAUCCACCUGUUAGUGGAGAGGAAGUGGCAUAUCGCAAGGAAGUCUCCAGAAGGAGGAAAGAGGCACCCUGGGAAAUGUGGUUUUGCAGGAGAUCACGGUUAUGACAACAAGAUAAACAGCAUGCAGACUAUUUUCUUUGGAUAUGGACCAAUGUUUAAAUUCAAGACCAAAGUGCCAGUUUUUGAAAACAUUGAACUAUACAAUGUCAUGUGUGACCUGCUUGGCCUGAACCCUGCCCCUAACAACGGGACUCAUGGCAGUCUGAACCACCUGUUGAAGAGCCCGGUCCACAAGCCCACCGUGCCAGAGGAGGUGUCUAAACCCACCAUCUCAGGUCCCAUCAUUACUCUGACCGAUGACUUAGGCUGCAGCUGUGAUGACAAGAACAAAGUGGAAGAGCUUAAUCAGAGACUGAGGCAAGCUGUCGAUGACAGCAAGAACCUCCCUCAUGGUCGUCCUGCAGUUCUGUUCCGUACUAAAUACAGCAUCCUACACCACAGUGACUAUAUCAGUGGGUACAGUGACUCACUGUCUAUGCCCCUGUGGACGUCCUACACAGUCUCUAAACAGGUAGAAGUAACCCCUCUACCAGAGCAUCUGACUAACUGUGUCAGACCUGACAUCCGUAUCCCUCCCGGCUUCAGCCAAUCCUGCUCCAACUACAAGGCGGACAAACAGAUCUCCUUCGCCUUCCUCUACCCUCCACAGCUGGCUCCGACCCAAGACGGCAAAUUUGAUGCAGUCCUCAUCACUAACACCGUACCCAUGUACCCAGCAUUCAAAAGAAUAUGGAGCUACUUCCAGAAGACUCUUGUGAAGAAGUAUGCCAUGGAGAGAAAUGGGCUCAACUUGAUCUGUGGGCCCAUAUUUGACUACGACUACGAUGGCCUGAGAGACUCGGCAGAGAAAAUUAAACAGUAUGGAAGUGGUUCAGGGCCCAUUCCAACCCACUACUACUGUGUGUUAACCAGUUGUCUGGACUUCACCCAGGCUGAGGACAUCUGUACUGGACCUCUUAGCAGCUCUGCCUUCAUCCUACCACACCGCUCAGACAACGACGAGAGCUGCAGUAGCUCUGAGGACGAGUCUAAGUGGGUGGAGGAUCUGAUGAAGCUGCACACGGCCCGGGUCCGAGACGUGGAGAUCCUCACGGGCCUGGACUUCUACCGUCGGACUAGUCGGAGUUACCCUGAAAUCCUCUCACUGAAGACUCACAUGCACACGUAUGAGAGCGAGAUCUAAACCACUGUCUCCCUACCCUCUCCUGUCUCCCUACCCACCAUCUCCUGUCUCCCUACCCUCUCCUGUCUCCCUACCCUCUCCUG
This is a messenger RNA of Oncorhynchus gorbuscha (pink salmon), 2521 nucleotides long. It is a transcript of the gene enpp2, whose product is annotated as ectonucleotide pyrophosphatase/phosphodiesterase 2. Lineage: Eukaryota; Metazoa; Chordata; Actinopteri; Salmoniformes; Salmonidae. The transcript is spliced from 23 exons. The annotation marks the transcript as partial. Gene Ontology annotation, biological process: immune response; phosphatidylcholine catabolic process. The record is from RefSeq and is a predicted model, not a curated record. Gene Ontology annotation, molecular function: scavenger receptor activity; alkylglycerophosphoethanolamine phosphodiesterase activity; calcium ion binding.